This is a messenger RNA of Cantharellus anzutake, 381 nucleotides long. RefSeq lists its product as uncharacterized. Lineage: Eukaryota; Fungi; Basidiomycota; Agaricomycetes; Cantharellales; Hydnaceae. Bases 1 to 381 code for a protein of 126 amino acids. The transcript has a single exon. The record is from RefSeq and is a predicted model, not a curated record.
AUGCUCCUUGAUGAGCUUCCAACGACCAAUCCAAGCCUCGCUGAUGAGAUAAUGGCACCACGGAAGCAACCAACCAAUGGUGGUGACAAUUCCGACCCCGUUGGACAUGAAGAUGAGUUUACGGCUACUCCAGAUGAUGACGUCGAUGUUGAGGUCGAUGAAGUGUUCGAGCACAUGGAUGGAAGGACGGUCCCUGAUGGUUUGGAAGUGAAACACGGUGGCCUUCAGGCCGCUUCAACAUGCGCUGAAGAAGCUGAGGCUGAGGGGCUCGGGGAGGUCUCAUUUCUCCCUUCAUCUAGUCCUGAACAGGACCUGGGCCGUGGAAUGCGAGUGAGGCGAGCGCGUAACUUAGAGCAGCAAAUGGCUAUUUUUCAUUUUUGA